ACUCCUUUUGUACAAGGCAGGGUUGAGGUCAGCUGCACACUCAGAAACCUGGUUGGAUUCACUCCAGUCAUUCAGUGACAGAGGGAGCAGAGAAAGACCUCUGGGUUAUCUGUGCUUCUGGGGAUCUAGACUAGUGGUUGGUGCAGAGGAGAUCUGAGAGAUCAACGAGAAGAGCAAGGAUCUUGGCAGGGGAAGCCUGAAUAUGAAACAAGGGAUAAGAAAACUUCCACACAAACAAUUGCAGACUUGCACGGUGCCCUGGGAAGGAAGAUGCCCAACUGCACCACUGUAACCGAGUUCCUCCUCCUGGGCUUCUCUGACACUCGGCAGCUGCAGAUCUUACACUUUGUUAUCUUUCUCACAGUAUAUCUGGCAGCUCUGGUGGGGAACCUCCUUGUCAUCACUGUUGUAACUACGGACCACCACCUCCACAGCCCCAUGUACUAUUUUUUGGCAAAUUUCUCCAUCCUUGACCUUGGAUACAUCUCUGUCAUAGUCCCAAAAUCCAUGGCCAAUUCUCUCUUAAACACCAGGAAAAUUUCCUAUGCUGGAUGUGUGUCCCAGGUCUUCCUCUUCUUCCUCUUUUGUUCAGCUGAUUUUUCAUUCCUCACAAUCAUGGCAUAUGACCGAUACAUUGCCAUCUGCAAGCCACUGCAUUAUGAGAUAAUAAUGAACAGGAGAGCUUGUGUCCAGAUGGCUGCCUGUGCUUGGGCUGCUAGUGUCAUCUACUCUGCACUGCACACUGGGAACACCUUUAGUCUCCCCUUCUGCCACUCAAAUAUCAUCAACCAGUUCUUCUGUGAAAUACCCCAGCUACUCAAGCUCUCCUGCUCUGACACAUACCGCAGAGAGCUGGCAGCAAUUCUCUUAAGUAUAUUUUUAGUUCUAGGGUGUUUUGUUUUCAUCGUUGUGUCAUAUGUUCAGAUCUUCACCGCAGUGUGGAGAAUCCCCUCUGAGCAGGGCCAGCAGAAAGCCUUCUCCACCUGCAUUCCUCACCUGCUUGUGGUCUCCCUGUUUAUCUCCACUGUUGGCAUUGCUUACUUGAAGCCCGUCUCUGACUCCCCGUCCCCUCUGGAUCUCCUGGCAGCUGUUCUGUAUUCUGUGGUGCCUCCAUUGAUGAAUCCGGUCAUCUACAGCAUGAGGAACAAGGAGAUCCAAGCUGCCCUGAGGAAACUGCUCCACAAGCUGAUCUGCUCCAGGAACAAUAUGUCCAUCUUUCUUUCAUGACUUUGCUUUACUUAUAUUUUUGUUUUCUAAUUUACACAUGAACUUAGUUUUUUCAUAGUAUUGUGUGAAUCCUCCAUAUAUAAAAUGAAGGUGGUGGGUUAAUUCUGUAACUCUGUAAUGUCAAAGACCUGGCUUUUAUCAUUAUGUGUUGACACUGUUGAAGUGGGAAAGUAAUGUUUCAUGCAUCAAUUUUACUGUCUUUGCACCAUCUAAAAUAUAUCCCUCAAUUAUAAGAUAAUGAAGAAUUAAAGAGUUUUGUUUACUAA
Molecule: messenger RNA, 1493 nt
Organism: Alligator mississippiensis (American alligator)
Lineage: Eukaryota; Metazoa; Chordata; Crocodylia; Alligatoridae
Product: olfactory receptor 14A16-like
Exons: 2
Coding region: 271-1227 (318 amino acids)
Biological process (GO): G protein-coupled receptor signaling pathway
Cellular component (GO): membrane
Molecular function (GO): G protein-coupled receptor activity; olfactory receptor activity
Source: RefSeq, a predicted model, not a curated record